This is a messenger RNA of Ostrea edulis (European flat oyster), 7725 nucleotides long. RefSeq names its product rho GTPase-activating protein 44-like. Gene Ontology annotation, biological process: regulation of Rac protein signal transduction; regulation of actin cytoskeleton organization; positive regulation of GTPase activity. NCBI's taxonomy places the organism in Eukaryota, Metazoa, Mollusca, Bivalvia, Ostreida, Ostreidae. The record is from RefSeq and is a predicted model, not a curated record. Bases 204 to 2999 code for a protein of 931 amino acids. The transcript has 19 exons. Gene Ontology annotation, cellular component: intracellular anatomical structure; cytoplasm. Gene Ontology annotation, molecular function: protein binding; GTPase activator activity.
GAUAGACGAUGACAGCUCGGUGGAAUUGCAUGAGAUAGAAUCCGGGACAACAUAGUUCUAUCUCCAAGCCAUGCUUAAAAGGGAGAAUCUGCGGAAAAAUUUCCUGAGAGUGAAACAAAUAGCAGACCAAAAUUUGGGAAGCCAUGUUGAUUGCAAAGAUGCACAUACAGUUAAUUACUGGCGCAUGGUGACCCGUUUUGAGCAUGGCAUCACUGUUUAAGAGGUUUUGGGCAGAAAAGUCAGAAGUUCUGUCAGAGGAUCUCCAGACAGUAGAAAAACGAGUAGAUUUGGUAAAAACAGUAUGUCAGUCCACAGCCAAGAAGAUUGCAGGCUGCCUACAAGGUCAAGGCUCAGACAUGGAGAAGAGACUGAAAAAGUUACCAGAGAAUUCUCUUGGUCUGGGGAUGAUAGAGAGUGGUUCACUACUGGGCACAGACUCCAUUAUGGGCACAAUGUUCCAGACUUGUGGGGAGUGCCAAACCACAUUAGCCAAGGAACUUCUGCAAUAUGAAAUUGAUGUGGAACAGAGAGUUCUGGCUCCUUUACAAGAAAUAUUAGAUGUAGAAAUUCCUGUAAUAAAUAAGUGUAAGAAACAACUGUCGAAGUUAACUUUGGACAUGGACUCUAGUAAAAGCAGAUGGAAUCAAGCUGUAAAACAAACACAAGUUCAUGGUGCCAACAUGGCUACUGUGUCAGCAAAGGCGGAUCAGCUCAAGGAGGAACAUGAGGAAAUGUGUAAUAAGGUGUACCAAGCAAGGGAUAACUUAGCCACAGAGAUGUUCAACUUUGUUGCUAAAGAAGCUGAACACAGUAGUAAAUUAAUUGCCAUAUUGGAAGCACAAAGAGCUUACCACAAAAGAGCCCUAGAGGCUUUAGAUCAAGCAAUACCAAAAUUAAAUGAAACACUGGAAUGUAACCCACUGAAGCCAGUAUAUGGGGUUCCUUUAGAAGAGCACCUGAGAGUGACGGGUAGGGAUAUUGCUCUGGUGCUGGAGGUGUGUGUGAUCACCCUCAUUGAGGGUGGCCUGGAUGAAGAGGGUCUAUUUCGAAUAGCAGGAAUGGCAUCAAAAGUAAAGAAACUGAAGAAUGCUUUUGAUGCCAAUGUGAUAGAUAUGGAGGAGUAUGCACAAGAUUUACACACUGUAGCAGGUUCUAUGAAGCAAUAUCUCCGGGAAUUACCUGAACCACUGCUUACAACACAACUCUACCCAGAUUUCAUUCAGGCUGCAAAGCUGCAGCCAGAUCAAAGACUGCAGCAUUUAUGGACUGCAAUUCACAAAUUACCUGAACAAAAUUACAAUAAUUUUAGGUAUUUAAUCAAAUUUUUGGCUAAGUUAGCUGAGAGAUCAGAUGAGAAUAAGAUGACUCCAAGCAACAUAGCCAUUGUCAUAGGACCAAAUCUGCUAUGGUCAGAGGGCGACAAUGGUCCAAACAUGGUGACGAGUGGGACCAUUAGUAACAUGAUAGAACUCUUCAUCACACACUGUGAUUGGUUCUUCCCAGAAGCUGUUGACUUUCACCAUACUACUCGUGGGACUGCUCCCCCCAAGUCUCCGGGGGUCAAGGAGUCACACACACCUGUCACUGCUACUGCCCUGCCUAUAAUCCAGGGCCCACAGCAUGGGUCUGUAAGUCAGGCAUGUGAAUUGGCUUGUGUGACUGCAAUGGGAGCCAUAUCCUCCCACAUCAAUUCUGCAUCUGUAUCUGAAGUUUCUAACGAGGGCCAGAAAACACCAUCUCUGAGACCUGCCAGCAUUUCAGACGAGGACAAUACUUCCAGUUCUGAAGGUGAAGUAACACGACCACCGAUUGGUCAGUUUGGGCGUGCCUCUUUCCGCCAUAGUAGUGGUUUUCCUUCUAGUAAUACUAACCUUGUACAUACUCCUAAAUUUAAUGCUGAUGAAGUGCAGGGAAGUCGAAGGAACUCUCAAAGGUGCCAGUCUGUGCCACCCCAGAGUGAGAAUGCCAAAGAUCUCCAUAAUGAUGUCUAUAACACUAUGUUUGCUUUGCACUCACUGGGUGGGGACAAAAAUGUAUCUGACUAUCGAACUAAAGUUAGAGAAUUGUGGGAUGGCCACAUGCACAGACCAGCUUCUGCCGUUGUUAGAAAAAACAGCAAUGUGGAGAGUGGAAGCAGGAUAGCAGGAAAGCCCCGCCGCUGUGUCAGUCAAGAGGUUGAAUUUGGAACCAUGGCUGCUUUGACUGGGAACAAAGCGAGCAGUUCUGAUUUGUCAGAGUUGGACCAGCCAGUGACCAAUCAGGAAGUUCAGGAGUCUGCACACCCUGAUACACCUGCAACUCCACCUCACCCGGUUCAGGUGGAGCACAGAAUCAUCAAUGACACAGAAUAUGCUGAAGUGACAAAAGUUCAGAAGAGAGUUCCUCGGAAACCAGCACCCCCACCCCCUGAUAGGCCAAGUCUGCCUGAGCGACCCUACAGUAUUGCUGUGACAGCUCAGGCCAGACCUCCUGUCCCUCAGUCACAGACGUGGCCACGACAGAUGGAAGCUUCACCACUUGAGACAAUGCCAAACCAGGAGCAGGGUAGACCUAAAACUCAACCGGACAAACCUGCUCCUCCAGAAAAACCUGUUGGGAAUCCACAACGAUCAGCAACAAUGAGCGAGAGACAUUCUCACCCUGAUAGGCCAUCUGUCCCUCCACCUGAGAGACCAAAAGUUCCUCCUCCUGCCAUACCAAACCAUCAACGAUCAGCAUCGACUGGAACACCCAAUCAGUUUGGGCCUCCGCUCUCUUCUUUCCCCGACAAUGACCAAGGUAGACUAUCCACUAAUUCUUAUGAAUCCCUAGAUAAGCAAGGAUCUGGUAAUCUACUAACUCCUGAUGGGCGACUUCAAUCCUCGUCCAAUGAGCAUCUGUCUUCUAACCGCUUACAUCAAGGUAGUGCAAAGCCUCAACGCCCCCAGCCCCCUGUUAUACCACCCAAGGAACCUCCCAAUCCUUCUGUAGCCACUCAUGAUGAGGAAACUCAUUUGUAAACAUUGUGAUAUUUUUAACACUGAGCCAGUGAUCCCUCAUGGCUGGCUUAUGACAUUUAUAUUUAUCUGUUUAUCACUCAAAAAUACUAAAUCCUUACUGCUUGCCUGUUCAGCAUCACAUAUGUACAAUGCUAUGCACACUUCCCAGUAUUAGCAUUGCUGUACAUCAUUUACAUAAAUUAUGAUGUUCUGUAUUGUGAAAAUGUGCAGCUUUUAGGAGUACAUUUCAUGUAACUUCUUCAAAGAUAGCAGUAUUUUCACUUUUGACAAGAUAUUUUACUUAUAGCAGAAAGCAUAUUGUGUAUAAUUUUUUAAUGUUGUAUGUGUCCAAAAUAUUUCAGUUGUCUUUUUUCUUCUUUAAUGUAUAACAAUUAUUCCAUAGAUUAAAGUGCCUGAAGCACAUGAGUGAGAGAAAAUAUUAUCUAGUAAUCGAACCAUUCAAUGAACAGUUUAAAGGUCAAAUUAGCACAGCAAGUUAGUAGACAUGGUUAUUGCACUACCUUUGCAUUCUGGCAAGGGAGAGGGAGUGGCACUUUAUUGUAUUUAUUGGCAAGACUUGAACAUAGCAGCAUGUAGUAUGCAUGAAUCAAUUCUAACAUGCUUGCUUACUUGGUAAUAUUAAACUCAGUGAAGUUUAGAAAUUUUAGGUAUAGUGAUAAUAAUUUUAGGUUGUAUGAUACCUACAAUAUGGUAUCGUAUAGGAGUUUACAAUUUAGCUUUAGUUAAUUUUUUUCUUUCUAUGAAUUAUACAUGUAUAUUUAUUGUAUAUCCAAAUGCUAUAUUAUACUGUUUGCUCCUUUCUGCUGAUAUUUUGUAAGCAGUAUAUACAAUGCAUGGCUGCACAUAUUGAAAUUAUAAAAAUAUAUGAUCAAAUAUUUCCGUAUCUUUAGAAUGAUACUUGACUGGAUAUAGGCAGAUCAUUUAUGAUAUCAUUGUACAUGGUGACAAAAAUUUUCAUUACAGAACAUCAUAGUUGCCUACUAGUUUUGCAGGUCAUAAGUUAUUAUGCAAGAAUUCAAAAUAAUCAAAAAUAUUGAUAUAUAGAAUAUUGUAUGAUGAUUGUCUUCUUUUCUAGUAUUUUUUGGCAAGAUAUGGGUUUAAGGUAAAUAAUGGUAUAUAUUGGUUUGACUGAGACCACAUACAGCUCCUCUUGUGUAUUGAAACUAUAUCAUUAAAAAGAGUAUCAAAGAAAUUAAACGAAUGUAACAGCUACUAAAACAUGUGAUGCUACAAAGAAAAUGCCAAAGACUGGUUUGGAUCACAAUGAAUGUCUGCGAGUUACUUUGUUCAGAGAAGACGGUGUUAACCCUAUACAGAAAUUAUACUAUCUAUACCAUUGUUUUUUGUUAAAAGAUUUAUAUGUUUUCCUAAUGCAUGUGCUAAUGUAAACAUUUCAAUAAUCAUGAUUUUCACUUGACAAUUUAUAGUUUUUACCACCAUUCAAGAACACACUGCUAGUAAGUGUAUUUGAUGUACUGUAUUGCAUCUUUUCCUAAGCCAGUGGUUGAUUAAGAUAAAACCAAAUACUGGUUGAAACUGUAACACAGCAUGUGUCAAUUGAACAAAUUUCAUGUGUCUUUCUGAUAUAUUUCACAGUCAAUUUGGAAUGUUUUAAGUACAAAAUCAGUAUUGUCAUUUUAAAACAUUUUAUCCUGUAGGGAGUAAUUGCAUGUAUUUGGUCAUCUUUCUACAAGUGCAAAAAGCAUGUGAUUAUAGUUUUUUCCUUGAGUCUACAAAUUGUUUACACAGUCAAAUAUUUAUGGAAGACAAAUUUCACUGGUUGCAGUCAUUCACACCAACCAUUGCUUUAUCUAUUUGCAAUGCACACACACACACAUAUAAUUAUAUGUGUGUGUGUUGUUCAGAGUGUAGCUGGACUACAUUAAAUGACUCAUAGUUUAUGUUUCCAUGGAUGGUAUGUUCACCAAAGUAACUUUUAAGUAUGCAUAUUGCUACCACCACAACUUUUAACAGCAUUCUGCAUUUGCUUACUUCCAUGUUAUUAUUUUUGCUUUAUUUUAAAAGCAUUUAUUUCUUAAUUUAUAUGCAUGAAAGUGUUUGUGUCAGCGAGCAACUAAUUACUUCUAACACAUUAAAAUGUAAUUGGAGCAACAUCCAGACAACUUGGCUUGAAAAGAAAUGUGAAGCAAUUUUUUUUAUACAUGUAAUUGAAAAAAAUGUUGAAAUGUGACAUCUUAUCCUAGAGAUAUGAAGCGAGAAUAUCCAUCUAUGAAUGAUAAUUCUUGUGGCUAAGUUCUCUAGAAAUAACUUGUCAUGCAACAUAACUGUUUUACUCUUAUUAACAUGUAUUAAAAAUUUGCUUGAAAAGAAGAAAAUCUUCUUGUUUUUAAGGACAGAAUUGCCAAGUUUUCAAAUGCACUUAUUUCAUGUUUUGCAAACUGUUUAAUUUAAAUAAUUUAUUUUUGUAAGACAUUUUUUGAAGUUAAUUGCAUGCUGUGUUUGAUUUUGAGAUUAUUGUUGUGUUUAUUGAAUAAUUUGCCUUAUUUGCAGGUACGUGUUUAAACAAAACUGGUACCCUCUAAACCUGACUGACCUGCCUUCAUUAACUGCAUCUCGCUUUCAUGCAUUCCAUGCAUUUCUUGUUCUUUUUGUGGGCUUUCAUUUUUAAUGUUGUAAUAUUUGUUCAAAUUAUACAACAAACACACUGUAUUUGGUAAUUGUGUUUCAGAUUGACUUUUUGCAUACAGCAGUUGUCAGAAAUUUGUUUUUUCUUUUUUUCUUUUUUUUUUUCUUCUUUUUUUUGUGUGUGAAAUAAUUGAUCACUUGGAAAAUGAAUAUGGACUGAAUUCACAAAUCCUAAGAAAUAUCUAUUUCUUUUGGCAUAAUAUUGAAAAAAAUUGUAAUAAACUAACAAGUUAGAAUAUAAUAUAUAUAAAAUUUCUGGAGGGUUUUGAAAACCAUGUUGUGAAGUGUACUAACUUCCACGUCUCAUUAGCCUAAACUAAUCCCUGUUCUAAGUGCUGGUACGUAUAUUUAAUAUCUAAUUCUAGUAAGGUGGUCCUGAGAUAUGUCUGCCAAUCAGGGUACAUUGUAUUCAUUGUUACAGUUUUUCUAAAAUGUACAAGUUUAGUGCAAAGAAAAGUGCUUCAAUAUUUUUAUAGAGUUCUAUGGAUUUUCAUGUAUGGAAUAUGAUUGAAAUGGAGAACGUUUUGAUCCAAAGACUGGUAGAAAACUCUUUCAAAAGAAGAUGGGCAAAGAAGACAGACCAAAUAUAUUCAUACACACUUGUGGAGUAGACUGCAUGGGUAUUUAAAUUCCACAUCAAUGUACCUGCAUGUUUUGUAAAGCUCUGUUAAAAAAAGAUGCCAGGCUUCAUGCAGAAAAUGUACAAAAUCAACACAAUAUUUAAAGUUUAAUUGAGUUUGUUUAUGAUAGAUACUUUAACUGAUCGGAUAAUUCAUCAGAUUUGGUCUCGAAUACACCUGUAUCAAGAAUGUUUGAAAUGAAUUGUUUUGCGGCACUGAAUGUAUAAGUGUACUGAUAGUGAGAGUACCUGAGAUAUCAUAUCUCGCUGCACAUGUGGGUUCAACACCCUACAGGCAAGCGCCAGAUUUACAAUGACAGUACCAAACUACUGACAGUGUACUUCAUCCCCAGAUCGUAAAGGGGACUGUUAUGACGUCUUGAUACAAUUUUAAACUAUAAAAAAUUAACUAAAUAUAAUUAUCUCAGAAAUAUUUUAGAAAAUAAGUCCUGCAAAAAGUUGCACUGUAAUUAUCCAUAUAAAACUUAUUGAAAAAGUAGACGAUUAUUUUAAAAAGAAAUAUUCCCAAUACAUUAUAUCUAAUAUAUUAAAUAUUAAGAAAAUUCAAACCAUCAGUGCUUACACACUUGAGAUUUACUACAAACGCUUUAAUCAACUACGUUAUGAGGACUUUUAGAAACUGCGCCAGAAUAGAUAUACAGUUUGUUAUGUGUUAUAUGGACUUGAAAUUUUUUCAUAACAAGAAGCAUAAUUUAUGUGGGGAAAGUCUAUUUUUUAAAUUUAGGUUUGACUUAAUUUUUUGGAUUGCAAAGAGUAGAAGAUUUCUAUUUACCUCCAUCAGUUAAGAAAAUGGAAAAUUGUAUUCAUUUUAAUGCUUUUAUUAGUACAUGCAUAUUUUUAAAGGACAUUAAAUGCAACAUCAAUAUAUAUAAAAAGUUAUCAAUUGAUAAACUACAUUGAAAUACAAAAUGGGCAAUUUUUGCCAAUUUGAGACAAUUUUAUAUGCAAUCUUGUCCUUCUGCGGGCAUUGAACACAACUUCUUUGCCCAUCUUCAAAAUGUUUCCAGAAUAUUAUACAAGAACAAAAGGAAAUACUGAUUGAAAGAAAGGUACAGAAUAAACAGAUUUUCAGAUACCGUAGAUAAGAUAUGAAGUAAUAUUGAAAUAUGAUAUUUGUAUAAUGUGAGUUGAAUGAUUAUUUCCCCUUUGUCUCGCAAAAUAGUUGUAUGCAAUAUCUCAUAAAGUUAUUGUUUAUAGGCAUACAUAAUAUAUUCUUUGUACUGAAAAUAUUUUUUGUACUAUGUAUGUGUAAUCAGAGACAGGUUUGUGUUAGAAUGUUGCAACAUGGUUCUGUUUGUGAUAUUUUCUUUGUACAUGUAUUACAGUGUAAUUCAUCACUGCUGAUUAUUGAUUAGACCGAGAAAGUAUGUAAUUUUUUUUUUACUCUGGUCAUUUUCACAAACUUACAGAUGUGCAUUUUAAUAAAUCUUUAAAUACAUA